UGGGGGUAUAUAAGAUAAAUAAGUCGAUUGGACAUCAGAGAUUUUUUCAAACACCGAGGAAGAGCAUGAUGCUGAAUCACUGGAACAUGGACACAAGGAGUAUUGUUGGGGUGUUGGUAUGUCUGUCUUUCGGACAGUGUGCUUUUAUUCCUGACUUUCGUGCUACGCCGUUAGGAUUACAGCCUACUGACAACGCUUCAAUGGUGUCACCAUUCUCACCGGGAGCACCGGAGCCUGAUUUAUCUUAUUGUCAGAUGAUUCUGGAUGCUCCGGUUCCCCCCACUGCGGACCAAGUACCCUGGUACUGCAUUUGCUCCGCUUGCUCCGGAAACAGAGGCCAGAAAGGAGACAGAGGCGACCGCGGAUUGAAUGGAGCUCCUGGUAGUCCAGGUCCAAGAGGGCUCAAUGGGCUUCCCGGCCGUCCAGGAUUCACAGGACGUCCUGGCUUAAAGGGUGAAAAAGGUGAUAUUGGAGAUAAAGGUGACACUGGUCCCACUGGGUUUUCAGGACUGAAAGGAGACAGGGGGAUGAAAGGUGACAAGGGUGACCGUGGUCUGGAUGGUCCCACGGGAGAUCAGGGUCCAAAGGGAGACGAUGGUCAAUGCCCGGCAACCUGUGAACCCAUACCAGGGGCAGAUGGUGCACCGGGUCUUCCCGGCCCUGCAGGUACACGUGGGUUACCUGGGCUGGCUGGAGACCCCGGUCCCAAAGGACUGAAGGGCGAUACAGGUGUGUCAGGCGUGCCUGGCGUUCCAGGUGUGUCAGGGCAAAAGGGUGACCAAGGCCUACAGGGCCUGUGCAAUUGUAGCAAUGGUGCUCCAGGAACCCAGGGUGAAAAGGGUGAUAAGGGUGAUAAAGGAGAAUUGGGUGUGACAGGGCCACAGGGUCCGAAUGGAACCAGAGGACCUAAAGGUAAUCAGGGAGAUAUGGGAAUGAUGGGUGUGCCUGGACCUUGCUCACCUGCCGUGAAAUCUGCUUUCUCUGCCGCUUUAGUCACCCCCAAUCCUCUACCGAACCGCCCAGUGCCUUUCAAACGCUCCAUCUACAACAUAAACCAGCACUACAACCCUGACAAUGGCGUCUACACCGCCCCUGUCAACGGAACCUAUGUGUUUAGCUACAAUCUGCAAGUGUCCACCCGUAUGCUGAAGGUCGGACUCUUCCUCAACUUUGAGGCCGUGGUGAGGACAACUACGCCAGUGGAAAUGAACACCGCCUCUCAGCAGGUGGUGCUGAGUCUGAGUCAGGGUGACUGGGUGUGGGUGCAGGUGAAAGACAGCACCACUAACGGCAUGUACACCGGCACUGAGUCCAGCAGCACAUUUACCGGGUUUCUGUUGUACCCAGACAGAUGUGAUGACAUGUUUGGAAGAGAUUUUAUCACCCAGAGAGAGUUCCCCGAGACAGAUAUCAAAUGGGGAACUCCAUAAAGCCCCACAUCUGUACCCUACGCUCUUAACCUACUCCUUAAACUCUUUAACAACCCCUACAUUCUAAACCAGCACCCAAAUGUUUAUCUACAGCUUAGACCAGGGGUAGAUAACCCUGCUGCUGGAGGGCUGCCUUCAUGC
Molecule: messenger RNA, 1571 nt
Organism: Rhinichthys klamathensis goyatoka
Lineage: Eukaryota; Metazoa; Chordata; Actinopteri; Cypriniformes; Leuciscidae
Product: otolin-1
Exons: 5
Coding region: 66-1430 (454 amino acids)
Molecular function (GO): protein binding
Source: RefSeq, a predicted model, not a curated record